Molecule: messenger RNA, 843 nt
Organism: Trichomonas vaginalis G3
Lineage: Eukaryota; Parabasalia; Trichomonadida; Trichomonadidae
Exons: 1
Coding region: 1-843 (280 amino acids)
Source: RefSeq, a predicted model, not a curated record
AUGACUUUAAUACUAGAAAUUGCUAACCACCGACAAAUAGAUGAUAUCUGUGAAGAAUUCAUUGAAUUUGCUUGUGUUGUAUUCUCAGCUAACAAAAAUUUGACGUUUGGAGCCAGUAUUAUUAGAUGUCUUGCAGAAAUACUUAAGUUUAUGAAGAAAAAAACAGAUUUAUUUAAAGAACUAGCAUCGAAGCUGAUUCAAUCAACAUCAAAGACACCUUUGUUUUCAAUGACAUCAUUUUUAUUACAGAAAUACAAACAAUUCGUUGAUGUACGAGAUUUAAUUGUUUCAGUCGGAACUUUUUGUUCUAUCGAAGAAAUUGAGUUUAUAGAAGCAUGGAUGAUAGGUCCUGCAUCAUUUACCGCUGCUUUAAAACUUUUAGAAACUGCUUACGAUGGUCCAAUUUUUAACGCAAUUUCUAUACAUGUUUUAUGCAAUUUACUUAAGUUAUAUUCAUACAGUAAGCUUAGAUCAUAUAUUAUUGGCUUUAUUAGGCGGACAUUUCUAUUUAUUGUUAGAUCUUCUUUUCAUAACAGAAAUAAGUUGCAAAUAGCGUCCAUUUGCUAUAAUUUCAAGAACCUUUCUAAAGCGGCUCCUUAUCUGAAGCCAUAUAUAGCUUCUUUUGCUGGUAGUUUAGUUAAAACAGGAACUUGUCCAGAUAAUCUUUUUAAUUUUAUUAAACCAGGAUAUCCCAACAAGAAUUUGACUAUUCGCAUAAGAAACAUGAUUCGACUUCAAAGAAGGAAAAAUCGAAGUAAGGUUCAAAGAUAUUCUUCAAUUAACAAGAAGAUUCCUAAGAAGAUUGUCAGGUUGCGCUCGGCAAAGAAGACCAUUGCCUUGUGA